AUGAUGCCAUCCGUAGUCGCUUCUCAGGGUCAGUCGAUCCAUGGCACGCCCGUCCACGAGUCGAGCAGUGCGUACAGCACGCCUCCCAACCAGUCCGUCUCGUCCUUUCCGAACGCGGCGGGGGGCCAAGGCGCCUCGGCGUCUGCAGCGGCCAUGCGCCACUCGCCCUCGGCCGUCUCCGCAAUCGGCGAGUCGCCGGCCUCGUACCACAGCCGAUCGCACGCACCUUCAUCCUACCACCCAGCUGCCGCAGCUUCUGGUUCCGGAGCUGGGGCGGGCGGGAAGGACAAGAAGUGGAAGCAGAUGUUCAAAUUCGGCUCCAUCGGUCGCAAGGGGAGUCUGGGCGGGCAGGGUAGCGAUAGGUACGACUCGCAGCAUCCUUCCACCGAGUCGCCCAACAUGUCGGAGUAUCCCGGGUUCCAGGGCGCCAGUGGUGGUCCCGGCCCGUCCUUCCAGCCGAUGAAUGGUUCCUCGGUCGUGCAAGAUCCCAGCUCGCUGUCCAACGACAGCUACUCGUCCGAGGGCUACAACGACCACACCAUGUCGUCGUCGUCGGGCCUCGCCGGGACAUCCGGGUCCAUUGGCGAGCUCAAGGCGUUCCGGAUGCAGCAGAACGCCUCUGCAGACUCGAGGGAACGCUCUGCGGGCAGCAGCACGCUGCAGCCUCCGCUCGAGGUGGGCGCCAACGGCGGUGCCGAAGGCGGCGCUGGCGCCGAGGGCGGCCAGCAGAGUUUCGCCUCGCGCCUCUUGCGCAAGGUCUCGAGCGCUCCCGACACCAACAAGCUUUUUGGCAACGGCCAGCAUGGCGGCGGUCCGGGAGUCAACGGAGGCGGCAGCAAUGCGGACGCGGGCGGGCCGUCGGCGGCUUCGGCGGCCACGCGCAACGGCUAUCUGUCGCCAGAGCAGCCGUCCGGCAACCACUCGAACUUCAACUCGUCCGAGGGAGGCUCGCCCGGAACGCCGGCCAAGGUCGCCGAGAACUACGCCUUCUUCCCCAACUCGCCCGUCCGCAUGGACAGCACCGCCACGUCGUUUAGCAGCAAGGACUUUGAAAAGGGCCGAUCCAACGGCAAGGGCUCGACGCCCAAGAGCGGCCGCGGCAUCUCGUUUCCCGGCUCCGGCCGAUCCAAGAGCUCCGGAGGUAAAGCGGACAAGAAGGGCACCAUCCAGCCGCCGAGCUCGGCCCAGAACCUGGUGGCGCUCCAGGGCCAGAACGGCGCCGUCGUCAACGGCGCCAACGGGCCCAACCGCGGCCCCGGCAGCUUCCGGCGCACGUACAGCAGCAACAGCAUCAAGGUCAAGGAGGUCGAGGUGGGGCCCAACAGCUUCAGCAAGGUCAAGAUGCUGGGCAAGGGCGACGUCGGCAAAGUGUACCUGGUGCGCGAGAAGAAGACCGACCGGCUCUACGCCAUGAAGGUGCUCUCGAAAAAGGAGAUGAUCAAGCGCAACAAGAUCAAGCGCGUCAUGGCCGAGCAGGAGAUCCUCGCCACGUCCAACCACCCCUUCAUCGUCACCCUCUACCACUCGUUCCAGUCCGAGGACUACCUCUACCUCUGCAUGGAGUACUGCAUGGGCGGCGAGUUUUUCCGCGCGCUCCAGACGAGGCCCGGCAAGUGCCUGCCGGAGGAGGAUGCCAAAUUCUACGCCGCCGAGGUCAUCGCCGCGCUCGAGUACCUCCACCUGAUGGGCUUCAUCUACCGCGACCUCAAGCCGGAGAACAUCCUGCUGCACCAGUCGGGCCACGUCAUGCUUUCCGACUUUGACCUCUCGGCGCGGGCCACGCGGCGCGGCGGCGCUCCCGCCAUGAUCCGGCAGGCGACGCCCAACAGCGCGCCGCUGGUCGACACGCGGUCGUGCACGGCCGACCUGCGGACCAACUCUUUUGUCGGCACCGAGGAGUACAUUGCGCCCGAGGUCAUCAAGGGCUGCGGCCACACGAGCGCCGUCGACUGGUGGACGCUGGGCAUCCUCAUCUACGAGAUGAUCUUUGCCACGACGCCGUUCAAGGGCAUGUCGAGGAACGAGACGUUCUCCAACGUGCUCCGCAACGAGGUUCCCUUCUCCGAGAGCACGCCCAUCUCGUCGUUUGGCAAGUCGCUCAUCCGCAAGCUGCUGAUCAAGGACGAGCUCAAGCGGAUGGGCAGCCAGUCGGGCGCGUCCGAGGUCAAGACGCACAAGUGGUUCUCCAACAUCUCGUGGGGACUGCUGCGCAACUCGACGCCGCCGAUCGUGCCGGCCUUUAGCAACGGACUCGACGCCAUCAACUUCCGCACGGUACGAGAGAGCCGCUCGCUCAACCUCGACGGCCAGACGACGACCAAGAGUGGCGCUGGCGCCAGCGGUGGCGGCGGCGAGAUCCGUGCCACGGCCGGCAAGAAGAACGUCGGCGACGAGGAGGGCGACGCGGUCGUGGCCAAUCCCUUUAGCGGCUUCUCGAGCGUCACGCUCAUGCACGGCGAGGACUAG
Pseudozyma flocculosa PF-1 is the source of this 2466-nucleotide messenger RNA. RefSeq lists its product as uncharacterized. The record is from RefSeq and is a predicted model, not a curated record. The coding region runs from base 1 to 2466 and encodes 821 amino acids. Gene Ontology annotation, biological process: protein phosphorylation. The transcript has a single exon. Gene Ontology annotation, molecular function: protein serine/threonine kinase activity; ATP binding. NCBI's taxonomy places the organism in Eukaryota, Fungi, Basidiomycota, Ustilaginomycetes, Ustilaginales, Ustilaginaceae. Gene Ontology annotation, cellular component: nucleus; cytoplasm; plasma membrane.